UCCUGCACAACAAAAUUUGUUGAAAAAUGGUGGAUGAGCUACUAAAUACAGUUUUGUCGUAUUAUAUCAAUUCAUGAUAGCAUCAGUAUUCACUACGCUAAAAAGUGCAGCUAAAUAAUGUCACGAAAUUCAACCCCAGACCUAUCAAGGCAUCCUGUGAUUCCACCAAUCGUUACGAAUCCACAAGAUCGCAUAUUUUUGAAAGCCCUUUAUGAGUUUAUUGAUGCGGAACUGGCAAAUGUAGACAGUGCUUCGCCUGAGCAAAGAUAUAUUGUCUUCAAAUCAGCAUUUGACAAGAUAAUUGACCAUGUCCAUGCAUACAAACCCCUUCUUACUGCCAUCAAAGCUGAGUAUGAAGAUACCAUUGAAACAAUUCAGCGAGGUCAGAAAGAGGCUUUCUUCCUGUCUGGGAAACUUAAGGCAAUGUCACAAGAGUCUAGUACAAUAAGGAAUUAUAGAAAGCGUUCAGAGGAACUUGAAAGAAAAUGUCAUAUCAUCAAAAGUGAGAAUGAAAAGUUGGAGAAAAGACGCAAUUUUUUGCGUGAGAAGAGAAGUGAUAUCUUGAAGGAACACGAGGAAAUAAUUGCUCCACCAAAGAAAGAAAUCAAAAAAGACAAACGCUCCAUCCCAGGUUUAACUGCAGAACAAUCAACAGACCUCCGUUACCUCACUAAGGAUCUUGAGAGAAGAGAACGUCAGCUUAGAGACCUUACCAUUAGCCAAAAAACACGCUACACACUCAAAGAAAAUAAAGACAAACUGAAACAGCUGCUUGAGGAAAAAGUAGCUAGGAGAGAUGAACUUUCUGAAAAGAUUGAUUAUUUAAAAGGAAAACGUGUGAGGUUAAAGGUGGCUGUUGAUGCUGCCCAUGCUUAUAAUAGAAUCGCUCCUCCACAUCAAACUAUGGGCCAUGUUGUCUUGAAAGCUCUGGAUCGAUCAAUCAAAUCAUCUCUACCUGACAAUGAUAGGCUAACUGUAGGAGGACAGGAAGAGACUGGAGCAUUCACCCAACACAGAGAGACUCCAAGCACAUCAUUUGAAGAUGACGACCCUACAAAGGAAAAGGAGGCCGAAAUGAUACUGGAGUACAUAGAAAAAUUUAAUGAAUUGUUUGAGGAGAGACUGUAUGAGGAGGCUGCUACACAUGCUGCUAACAGCCCAAAGGGAAUCCUCAGGACUCCUGAGACUCUAUGGAAAUUUAAAGAUGCUAAGGUUGAGAUUGGCCAUAGGUCUCCACUGCUGGCAUUUUGUGAGGCCAUCAUGUCCAAUGUACUGGCACUUGGGAUCAAGCCCAGUGCCCCAAUGUCUCUGGAAUGUGUACGCACAGUGUUAGAUCAGAAUCGAGUUGAUCUCUUAUCACAUUGGAUCUCCCAAGAUAGGCUGACACUAACAGAGGAGUUGGGUGAUGUUAUUUUUGAAUUCUGCAAGUGUCGGUCCCUGUGUACAUGUAGCUGUCAGGCCCUAGCCCAGAGGGUAUACUCCACAGUUGCGGCACACUCUAAAGUCGUUCUUUGUCUCAUCAAACAGGGGAGAGUUAAGAGUGCACUGGAGUAUGCUAAAGUCAAAGCUGAUUUUGCACAUGGAGAUUUCAUGGAUCUGCUAAGGUUGAGUCCAAGUGGAGAGCUGGCCCAUGCAUUGAUAGAUUCGGAGGAGCUAGGGAUGGGUACAUUGCCCAUAGGAAUGGUAGUGAAGACAUUGCUGGGUACGGAGGCAGAGAUUGAUGGUCUCCAGAUCAUACAUGACAUAUAUCUACAAUCACCUAGAGAUACACCAGAGCAGAGUGCACUACGUAAGUUGAUAUUUGAUGACACCAGUAUUAGCCCUGAUGAGUGGAUGGAGAUUGCAAAUGCCUGUAUAGACAAUGGCUUUAGAGAGGUGGGACUUGACAUGGUGGCAGCUACAACUGUCUUUGGAGCUAUGCAGAGAGCGCUAUCCCAGUAAUGUGGACUACUAUAUUAUUUAAUGCUCUCUGAUAUCCUGCGGUGAUUUUGUCCUGCUUUUAACAGACAUGAUGAUUAUACUGUGGUAAUUCAUCUCAGUGUUUUAUCAGAGACUGGGAACCCAAUGAUAAUGAUGUACCAUGCUGACUUUUUUGCUGGAAGACUCUCAAUAUUCAACGAUCUCAUCAUACUGUAAAACUAGAAAUUUUCAUGGAUGAGAUAUUUUUGCAGAUGUGAAAUUAGUUUUAUGACUUGAGCCGACUCUUUCAUUGCAAUGAUCCAUUGUUACAUUCCAUUUAAUCUUUGUCAUUUCCAAAUAAUUUUGUGGAUGGAGUUUUAUAGUUGGUUAAAAAAAAGCCUGGGGCUUCAAUUGUGUAAAAUGAUAAAAUCUGCAUUAUCACAUGAAUUUUGGGAAAAUCACAAAAACAUCCUGUUAAACAGUGACCAGACUCCAAACCUUUAUUGAUAAACUUAUAAAGGACUUUAUCAUGAAGACUCCCCUAGAACAUGUAGAAGGGACUUUUUAAUUUUUAUGACCAUGGAUGCUAAAAACUGUCUUUAUAUGUACACCAAUUAAAGAAAUACAAGAGUGACUUUUAAAUGAAAGGCUUUGUAGAUCUAUACCAUGGUCAUCAUUGAAUGGAACUAUCUUGUUAUUGCAUCAUCCGUCCAUGGAGAGAAACAGACAUCUCAUCCUUAUUAAAAUGUAUUAAACUCUGAAUAAAAAUACACACUAAUUGAACA
Messenger RNA from Owenia fusiformis, 2684 nucleotides. Lineage: Eukaryota; Metazoa; Annelida; Polychaeta; Sabellida; Oweniidae. The record is from the annotation of a GenBank genome assembly.